Messenger RNA from Cryptosporidium ubiquitum, 1656 nucleotides. RefSeq lists its product as uncharacterized. The transcript has 7 exons. Lineage: Eukaryota; Apicomplexa; Conoidasida; Eucoccidiorida; Cryptosporidiidae. The record is from RefSeq and is a predicted model, not a curated record. Bases 1 to 1656 code for a protein of 551 amino acids.
AUGUCCAAUAUCUCAGCAAUUAAUUUCUUUUCAGAAAACAUUGGGAUUACUGGGUUUGACUCAGAAAAUGCCCCUUUUAUGGCUUUCAAGGAGCUUUUUGAUAACUCGAUCGAUGCAUGCAAUAACAAGGCAAAGACUGAGUGGCAUGAUUUACCAAAGAGAAUACAAAUUUCUGUGAAUUUUGAAAAUCUAGAAUUAGAUGAUCAGGCAAGAAUAAAUAUUAUUGUGAGAGAUACAGGCUGUGGAAUACCUUUAGAAUCAAUUGAUCUUUUGGGAACUCUUUUUGGGACAAAUAAGAAAAUCAAUAAAAGAGAUUCUUAUUAUACUGGACAAUUUGGAGUGGGUCUUAAAAUGAUUUUGCUAUAUGCUACUCAGCAUGGAGAGGGAAAUGUUAAGGUUAAGAUGAGGAUGGGAAACAAGAUUUGGAAAUUUACACUACUUUGUAACUUAAGUGAUGGAUCUUUUUAUGUUGGUAACAGUGAAAGCUUUGAUCAUAACAGUUGGGAUUGGAUAACUGAGUUUUCAGUAUCUAUGAAGCUGAGUUUAGGACUUGAGUACUUGCAAGAGAAAUACUUUUCUAUGGAGCUUUACGCAAAAACAUCUUUAAAAAAAAUUCAAAGUUACUUAGCACUCUCAAAAUUUUGGAAUAGUCAUAUUUCAUUUAAUUUUGAAACAAAUAUGAAGAUGGAUGCCUCUGAAUUGAGAAUUGGAGAUAUAAAUUUAUCAUUUUUUGAUAUAUUUAAAGACAACUUUGUUCAAUACUCAAGUAAUAAAGGUUCCAAAUACAAAAUUGAUACAGUUUUUGGUUUUUUGAAAGAAUGCCACGUUAAAAAAGAAUCCCAAAUUGAUAAUUUGGAGUAUCAAAGUCUAGAUAAAGAGAACCAAUCUAACUUAAAUUUAUCCAAUAUUUCACAAACCCCUUCUUUAAAACCAGGACAAAUUUACAUUUAUCGUUUUUCAAACGGAAUGCCAAUAAUAUGUAAAGAUGCAGAAUACUGUGAAAUUGUAACAUCAAUUAAAAGCUUCAUUAAAAAAAAAGGUUCCACUUAUGGGAUGAAAUUAGUUAAAAAGGAUGAGUCUGUUGAAAGUUAUCCUGAGAAUCUUUCGAUGUUUUCUGGGAGUGAAUUUUUACUUCCAAUAAUGGUAAUCCCAACCGUUGAAUUUAGUAUUAGAGUUCUAUUUAUUAAUGUUAAAGGUCACGGGAUUCAGUAUGGUACUUUGGGAAAAAGUAGUCUAAAAAGCAAUGUUGGACUUUCCACAGCUAUACAACAAUCGUUGAAAAGUUUAAUGAAAGGAUGCCAACUGAAGUUUCCAUUAGAACUGAUUAAUAUCAAAGAAUUUAACUACAAAAGUUCAGUAGAAAAAUAUUCGCCGAUAAUUUCCAAGAAUUUGGCGUCUAUGGUUAUGAGGUCGGAGUCUAUAGUAUUCAAAAGUGGCUUAUUUGAAAUACUUUCUAGAUGUGAUCCAGAAAGUUCAGAAAAAUUAUCAAAGCUACUAGAAGGAAAUGAUGAGGAAAAGCUUCGAGAACAACUCAACAUAAUUUUUUGUAAGUGGUUUAUUAGUAGAAUGGAACAAGGGCCUAAUAUAAAGGCUCAAUUGGAAAGUAAUGAAGGGGAUUCCGAAGAUUACAUAUUUGAAAAAGAAGAGAAUCUUUGA